CCAACUCCGUAAUGCUACACACCUGCAGUCCGUUUAUUAACUUGGUAUCUCUUAGACUCUAAAUCUCCCGUUCCUCCGCCAUUGGGUGGGGACUUUCGCCUCGUGCUAGCUAGAGUAGUCAGUCAGUAGUAUUAGGGACUAGUUAAUGUCGUUUGCUCAACGGCCAGGCCGGAUCGAUGGCCAUUAUUUUUGUAGUCGGGCCCGGAGUAGCUCUGCUCUCAUAAAAGCUGACUCGAACCACUUGUUUCCAUUCCCUCCCCCUUCCUCCUUUUCUUGUCUGGCGAUCAGUUCCUUUUCCCGUCCCUCCCCUUGCUUUCCCUUUUUCGUCUUCCUUCCUGCAGUUGCGUUUCAUCCUCGUGGAGGAUCCGACCCAGUAUGCGUUUCAGCGCCCUCGUCGCCUCUACGCUGGUGGCUCUCUCGCCAGCGACUGCCUCGCUCAUCGACAAGUGGGACUUUCUGGCCGGCAAGGCCCUGGUUAACCAGGUGUCGUACCACUUCUCCAACCCAGAGGCCAGUCUUAGCUGCACGCCUCUGACCGCCACCGUGCGCAAGGAAUGGGGUUCGUUGAGCAAGCACGAGCGUCGCAAGUACAUUGAAGCGGUGCAGUGCCUCAUCUCUAAGCCAUCGCAGUCCGAUCCUGAGUUUGCUCCGGGGGCUCGCACGCGGUUCGAUGACUUCGUCGCCGUGCACAUCAACCAGACCAUGUACAUUCACAUGACGGGUAACUUCCUCACCUGGCACCGGUACUUUACCUGGGCCUACGAGCAAGCCUUGCGGGAUGAAUGUGGCUACAAGGGCUCGCAACCCUACUGGGCCUGGAACAAAUACGCCACCGACCCGCUGAACUCGCCCAUUUUCGAUGGCUCCGACACCAGCAUGUCGGGUGACGGCGCCUACGUGCCUCACAACGGCCCCCAGGUGCUCCAGGGUCUGACUCUGCCUCCCGCCAACGGUGGCGGCUGCGUGAAAGAGGGUCCGUUCAAAAACUUCACGGUCAACCUGGGCCCCGUUCUCCCCAGUCUGAACGUCACGAAGGGCCAGAACGGAACCGGUCUAGACUACAACCCGCGCUGUCUGCGUCGCGACAUCUCCAAGUACUCGGCCAACUGGACCACGACGGAGAUCAUCAGCGACCUGAUCCUAGACCACGACAACAUCUGGACCUUCCAGAACCGCCUGCAGGGCGACGCUGCUACCGGCUACGUUGGCAUCCACAGUGGCGGUCACUACACCAUUGGUGGUGACCCGGGUGGUGAUCUCUACACCUCUCCCGGUGACCCUGCCUUCUACCUGCACCACUCUGCUAUUGACCGUGUCUUCUGGACCUGGCAGAAUUUGGACCCUCGCAACCGCACGUACGUGGUCAAGGGUCCCUCGAUCCUGCCGGGCUUCGGCGACCCAACGGGCAACGACACCACGCUGGACACCGUUGUUGACAUGCCCACGCUGGCGCCACCCCGGACUAUUCGGGAGCUCCUGGACACGACCGGUGGACCUUUCUGCUAUGUAUACUUGUAGAUUAGAGGGGGUUGGUUAAUGUCUGGUUUAAUAUGUAUAGUUGUAUGCUCGAGGGAGCGGAGUUGUAGAUAGACAUUCAAUAUUCAACGAUAAUACUACACACUGUUUGUUAUUAUACUCGCCGAGCGGUUUAGGUCCCCAGGAUUUCCACUUCUUCAAUCCCGAUCGAGAGAGUAACUUUCGCAAGUGGUAUUACCUACGCCUCACAACCGUCCGAUCAAAUGAUAUAUAUUCUUGCAGGAUUGAUACCCAGCAUCUU
Molecule: messenger RNA, 1777 nt
Organism: Aspergillus melleus
Lineage: Eukaryota; Fungi; Ascomycota; Eurotiomycetes; Eurotiales; Aspergillaceae
Product: tyrosinase family protein
Exons: 5
Coding region: 376-1518 (380 amino acids)
Molecular function (GO): oxidoreductase activity
Source: RefSeq, a predicted model, not a curated record